AGUGUAAGAAGCAAUUUUUUCGAAGCACCCUAAUUUUUUGAUCCUAAAAUAUCUUGUCCAAUCCUGUAUUAGUUCUAUUCUGAAAUAUAAUAUAGUCAUCGUAUAAUCUUCUGUAAUUAUUUGCAGGAGUUGGAAAUCUGAACCCAAAAAAAAAAAAAAAAAAAAAAAAAAACAGAAAAAAAAAAAAAGAAGGUUCUUUGGUUCACUAUUAAUUGUUAAGAGGGCCAUCUCAUGGAUAAUAAUAAGCCGGUGGAAGUUGUGAGGAUUCAAAUGGGGAAUUUUGAGACAAUAUUCACUAAGAAGCAAUCAAGCAAGCAAGAUGUUAGCUUUAUGAUCACUAGUAGUGCAAAUUCAUCAAAGGAGUUGAGAACAAAAAUAAAGGAAAUCCUUCGUUCAGAUGGGCAAUACCUUCCAAUUUUGAAAAAGGUAUUUCUAGUCUCAUGUGUGAUCGCAAUCACAUUGGAUCCUUUAUUCCUUUACGUUCCCUACAUAAAUGAGAGAAAAAAGUGCCUAGAAAUGGACCAAACAUUGAAGAUUGUAGCACUUGUUUUGCGAUGUUGCACCGACAUUUCUUACCUAAUCUAUAUCAUUUUUCAUACGCGUAAUGGAUUUCAAAGAAAGGCUGCCAGGGCAUUGGCAACGGCCCAAAAAAGUGGGUUUAUUGGAAAAGCAGAGGCAAUAUCUUGGAGGAUACCCUGGUCACUCAUGCUAAUUGAUAUUCCAGCUAUUCUUCCACUCCCACAGGUGAUAAUUGUAGUCUUCUUUACCAAGAUGUGGGGCUCGAGAUAUUCGAGCAAAAGGAAAUUUCUAAACUUCCUUGUUGUGUUCCAAUAUGUGCCACGGGUUCUUCGAAUCUACAGAUCGUGUAAGAAACUUGGAACGAUUCCAAGCUCACUUAUUGGACUUGUCUGGAAAGGUUCAUUCAAUUUGUUACUCUACAUUAUUGCCAGUCAUGUGCUGGGAGCCUGGUGGUACUUCUUAUCUGUUGAACGAGAGGCUGAAUGCUGGCUCAAAGCCUGUAAAAAUCAUGGUGGAUGUGCUGCUGCUAGUUUUGAUUGUAAUGAUAAAACCUACUCCACCGCGAGCAAUCUGACCAUUUUGAAUGAGUUUUGUCCUAUAAAUCCACCAAAUGCAGAUGAUUUUGGAAUAUAUCUUGAUGGUAUUCUCUCUGGUGUUGUUAGCUCAACGGAUUUUCCAAAAAAGCUCGUCCAAUGUUUCUGGUGGGGUCUCCGAAAUCUCAGUUCUUUUGGUCAAAACCUCAAAACAAGUAACAACGUCUUGGAAACUUGCUUUGCUGCUCUUAUUUUAAUCACCGGCUUGCUUCUAUUUUUAUAUCUUAUUGGAAACCUGCAGACAUACAUGCAAUUGGCAACUGCAAGAUCAGAGGAGAUUAGACAGAAAAUGAAAACCAAAGAACCAGAAAUAGAUUUAUGGAUAUCCAGCAGUGGCAUCCCUGAGAACGAAAAAACCGUGGUCAUGCAACAAAUACAAUACGCAUUGGAACAUGAGAAAGAUGUUGAUUUUGAAAAUCUUCUGCGACAUCUUUCCUUGUAUCAUAAAGAUAGUCUUAGAAAGGGCAACCUCAGUCUGGAUGAGCUACGCAAGACAUAUAUGAAGUUAGCAGCCACAAGAUCAGAAGAGAAAAGGCAGCAAACAAGAAUGAAAGAACGAAAAGCAGAGUUGUGGAUAUUGAGAAACGGCAUUCCUAGAGAUUUAAAGCCAAUAAUCAUGCAACAUACGCGAUACAGAUUGACAGACAACAAAGAAGUUGAUGUACAGAGUUUGCUCUCUCUACUUCCUCUGGAACACCGAAAGGCUAUCAAGGAACACCUCUGCUUGGAUGUGCUAAAGAAAGUGCCAAUACUUCAAAAUAUGGACGAGAAAGUGUUUGAACAUUUUAUUGACUUUCUCAAGCCGGUGGUUUACUCUGAAAACAGCUACAUUAUUCGAGAGGGAGAACCACUUGACUUGAUGCUAUUCAUCACCCAUGGCAUUGCAUUGACCUUCACGACUAGUAGCAAUGGAGGAACUGGUUCCAAAUGCAUUCAAUGUCUUCAGAAAAGAGAUAUCUUUGGAGAGGAACUUUUAAAUUGGACAUUGAAAUUUGCCUCCUUUACUGACCUCCCCAUCUCCACCACAAAUGUCAAAGCCCACACAAAAGUUGAAGCUUUUGUUCUUACAGCCAAUGACUCAAAGACUUUAGUCACUAGUUUCUGGUGGCUAUUCAGAAAGCAGCUCCGCCGUUCAACUAAAUCUGAGUUGAAGCGACUUGAGCCAUUUGCUCUAUCUGCUGUAAAAGAAGCCCGGCGCAGCGUCAAAAAGUCAAAAGAAUCUCUAAGUACUCCAUUUUAGGCCCUAGUAGUAUUUACCACCAAUGCACCAUGCAUUUUAGUUUUUGAAACAGAGGGUCUGAGAAAACUUGGAAAAACUGAAAAUAGAAGUACCUCCAGGUAAGCCCUUGUCAAUCAAACUAAAUUGUAUCUGAGAAAUAGAAAUUCUUUCCUAUUUAUGCAAUUGAGACUGUUUGAUUGCAUAUUUGUGAAGAAAAGUAGCCAUAAUAAUUGGUUCCCAUUCAUAAAUAGGUGAUCAGAGAAUAACAGAGAAUAUGUAGGAGAGCAUAUGUGUCAUUUUUGAAAAUUGGUUAUAUAUGUGAUAACUGACCAUAAUAAAAAUAAUAAGUAAACGAAUUUUGGGUAGCGACAAUUUUUCUUCUUCUCAUUAACUCAUAUAUAGAUAACUAAUAUGUCUCUUAAUGAAAAUCUUAUCUGAAGAUAAACAUCAAUGGCAUAAUCUUUGCUAUUAAGGAAAUAAAGUAAAACGCAAAGUAAAAAUUACAUCUGCAAGUCAAGAACUCGAGGACAAGAGAGUUGAAGGGAGACAAGAAUGGUUUUCAUAUUUCAUGAUCGAAGGGUGUUUUCAUAUUUCAUGAUCGAAGUGUGUAAAGUCUUUGCUUUUCAACUCUCCAAGAAAUAAACUGCGAAAGCAUACACGAGCGAAGUUGGCCGAGUGUAUUCUCCUCACACCCACAUCCUUGAGGUCGUGAGUAUGAGAGUGCGUUCGAGAGUGAUUUCUAGAGCUUUAAAAGCAGUGCAAAGAGACUAAAAUCACUUCCUAGACCACAAGAAGAAAAAGGACCAUCAAUCUUCAACAGUGUCAACAGGGGUAAAGUCAUCACAACAAGUUAUCAACAAGCAAUAGGAUUCCUAUACUUCCUCCUCCUUGAACAAUUUGUUUGGUAGGCUUCCUUUAA
Ziziphus jujuba (common jujube) is the source of this 3250-nucleotide messenger RNA. RefSeq names its product cyclic nucleotide-gated ion channel 1. NCBI's taxonomy places the organism in Eukaryota, Viridiplantae, Streptophyta, Magnoliopsida, Rosales, Rhamnaceae. The transcript is spliced from 8 exons. Gene Ontology annotation, biological process: transmembrane transport; monoatomic ion transport. Gene Ontology annotation, cellular component: membrane. The record is from RefSeq and is a predicted model, not a curated record. Gene Ontology annotation, molecular function: monoatomic ion channel activity. Bases 232 to 2352 code for a protein of 706 amino acids.